AUGGCUCCGCUUCAAUUUGGCUACUGGGCUCUUCGUGGGUUGGGACAGCCAAUCCGUCUCCUGCUUGAGUAUGUUGGAGAAGAUUAUCAAGAAAAGAGAUUCCAAAAAGGUGAUAUGGAAGAAUGGAAAAAAUUGAAAUACAAUCUUGGCAUUGGCUUUCCUAACAAACAUGGUCUUGGAGGCAAGGGCGCAAAGGAGCAGGCUAAAAUCGCCAUGGCUGAGGCCGCGAUCAAAGACUUGCGAACUACUUUUGGCUGCAUUGCUUACAGCCCGAACUAUGAAAAAGAACGACCAGAGUUUAUGCCCAAAUAUGAAAAGGGCAUCGAAGAUAUUGCAAAUUAUCUCGGCAAUAAGAAGUGGCUAAUGGGUCACAGCAUCACGUACGUGGACUUUCUACUCUACGAGAACCUCUGCGUUUUCCAAAUUUUCGAGCCGUCCACCUUUAAGAAGCACCCUAAUCUCAAGCAGUACGUCGAACGCUUUGAGGCACUGCCUAAAAUUAAGACAUAUUUGGCCUCGAAACGGUUUAUCAGUUGGCCUCUCAAUGGAUGGUCUGCAACUUUCGGCGGUGGUGACGCUCCUCCAAAGUAA
This is a messenger RNA of Dibothriocephalus latus, 591 nucleotides long. Lineage: Eukaryota; Metazoa; Platyhelminthes; Cestoda; Diphyllobothriidea; Diphyllobothriidae. The record is from the annotation of a GenBank genome assembly.